AUGGCGUCCGUUGGUAAGGAUUCUGAGAUGCUGGACGUGAGCGCGCCUUCCGGACGCGACACAAGCGAAGAAAAUGAUGCGUCACGUGUCAAUGGUGAAGCUCACCAGAUGAAUGGCCGAAUCACGAAUGUAUCUUCAAUUUCGCCCCAGACCAACAAUGGCACUCAAAACAUUGCAACGUCACCUUCGAUGAGCAGGAGUGGCCGGACUCCUUCCCAGAGCAUCAAGAGCGGAUCCAACGGCCAGAGAAAUGGCAUCAAGGAGGAGGACAACAAUGUAUCACCUUCCAAGGCCGCUGCUAAAAAUGUCAGAUUUCAUAAGGAAGUUGCUCGAUUGCAGGAGAUCGUGGAUGAUGUUUCUCCAGAGGCGGCAAGGACUGUUCUUCACGCCAAAUGGAGAAGAUUCAUUUUUGAAGAUUACGACGAAUUCCAUAUUAGUUUCGUGCUUCGAGCGGUCUUGAAGAAUGCCAACCUGGAGGUCUUGGAGAGGGUGGCUAGAGAUGGAGGACUAUUCAAGGGACCUAUGCUCCAAGCCGCCGUAGAGAACAAAGUGGUCAUCAACUCCAUUGUCAGUGACACCGACCAUGUACCUCUUCUCGCGAAGCACAUGUCUCCAGAGGAGCUUUUUAGCGCUUUGCCGGAGGCGUUCAUUGACAAAGCUGUUGCGGGUCGUAUUGCGACGGUGGAAUCAAGGCAACUCGUCACUUGGCUGGCUAGCGCUGGACGAUUAGGAUAUAGAAACGAUGAUUUGAUUGGCGUUGACGAAAGAGUGGCUCCGAAUCCCGCAAACGCUCCCCCGGCUGCUCUAUCAAAAGGGGAAGAAAUGGAAGCAUUGGAGGUUAUCAACGCGCUGGGAACACCAGCAUUUCCAAUGAGACCAGCGCCACAUGUACCUCAACCACUACCACCAACCGAUCUUCGUCAGCCAAUGGUCUGUCAACUGUGCAAAAAGUCGUUCACGAGUUUGUCCGGAUACAACUACCAUACAUUCAAAGGUAUAUGUGAGAAAGUGGCUCCUGCGACUGGGUGGAAAUGGGUCUGCGAGUAUUGUCUGCAAGGUUUUACCACAAAGCAAGGGAGAGAGUACCACAACCUGAAACAUGUUUGCGAGAACAGCGAGAUCCAACCUCCAUCCGAUCCUUCCAUGGAAAGUCCUCAACUUGGUAAAAAUAACACUCCGCGCUCGACGCCGAGACCUCCUAUCCGCACCUCGUCCUCAUCUGGUAGCAUCAGUAAGAUUCGCCGCCAAUCUACUGACCAGCCAACAGGUUUCCAGCAAGACUUUGCUCCAUCAGUCCCCCUAAAUGGCCACUUACACUCCGGUUCCAGCACUCCGCUCAAUAAAACUACAGUGUUUAAUGACCUUGGCGCAGAAUCAAGUACUCCUCCAAGCUCGGGCUCUCGUAAACAACGAUCUGACCGCGAUGUCCGUCAUCCACCAGAAGAUUUACCGCCGGAGAAGUUGGCUGCCAUGAAUAGAGAAAUUGACGAAGAGGAUGCUCGUCACAGAGCGCUUCAAGAGGAGAUCUUAAAAUUGCCGCAAGAGGAACAAGAACAGCGGUUACAGUCAGCUAAGAAUGGCAAUGCUUCAAAGAAGUCGACUAUUCGUAAGCGGUAUGGUGUUACCUUGCGAUUACGCGAAAAAGACAAAAUUGCCGCGGGCACCAAGAAGGGUACCUCCAGCAAGCUUCGAACAUCUCUUAGUGCAAACCCCGAGACUCUCACUCCUAGGAAUUACAUACCACCAGCACCCCCUGCAAAUAUCUCAUUCAUGCCCAUCAAUACCAUUGUCGCAGCACCACCCCCAGCCACGUUCUCGCCAGUCAACGCCGGCCGUGUUUUUGAACCCCCUCCACGUAUUAACAACGGCUGGAUCAAUCCGCCACCACCAAUGCCAUAUCCUUACGGGGCACCCCAUAAUCAACCGUAUAUUCCAGACAGCCGUCCACCGCCUUAUCCUCAACACCUUCCGGCUUCAUCUUCCCCAAGAGCGUCUGUCGGCUCCUCUCCUAAAGCUAAGACCCCCAAAACGCAGAAACCAGUAAAUUAUGCGCCUCAACACCAACAAACCGCUGCCUCAUACGCAGUCAACAAUAAACGUCGACGCUCAGAUUCUCAAAGUGGAGAUGAAGGCUCAGCCAGACCCUCGCCCGCUUACCGUACCCCUUAUGAGCCAAUACCUCUUCCCGACGACGAUGCCGUUCAGCUCCAGAUGCAGGAGGUUUCAUCGCAGCCGGCAGCAGCGAAGUUUCCCAAAAAGUUCCUCGCGGAGUCGCAACGUAAGUGGCAAGCUAUGAGACCUAGCCAGAGUGGAAGCAAUUCACCUGCUGCCUCCCCAGCUACGUCGGAAGUUAAUGACACAGCCGAGCCUGUAUCUGGGGACACCACAAUGAUUGACGCACCUGCUGCUGGUGUUAAUGCCGCAUUCGCUGCCGGUGCCUCGACCAACGACGAUCUUGUUCCAACAACAGAGAACCCAUCCAAUGAGCCCAAGAAAGAGCCUAUUGUCGAGCUUUCAGACUCCGAUUCAGACGACGGCGACAUUCCCAACGAUAAUUCUUGA
Messenger RNA from Glarea lozoyensis ATCC 20868, 2562 nucleotides. RefSeq names its product C2H2 and C2HC zinc finger. NCBI's taxonomy places the organism in Eukaryota, Fungi, Ascomycota, Leotiomycetes, Helotiales, Helotiaceae. The record is from RefSeq and is a predicted model, not a curated record. The transcript has a single exon. The coding region runs from base 1 to 2562 and encodes 853 amino acids.